This is a messenger RNA of Eruca vesicaria subsp. sativa (arugula), 444 nucleotides long. Lineage: Eukaryota; Viridiplantae; Streptophyta; Magnoliopsida; Brassicales; Brassicaceae. The record is from the annotation of a GenBank genome assembly.
AUGGGUUUCCUGGUGGAUACACAAAAGGAAGGAGGUGGACAUUCAUGGGGCUGUCUCAGGAGUUUGGUCCGAAGGAAACAUGUCGACUCUGCUAAUGGACGUUCUCAACAUCAUCAGCUUGCUAAAGCCCUUACUGUUUCUCACUUGGUUGCUAUUGGUAAACUUCUUCUCUACUCUGGUUUUCUUAUGCCAACAGUCUUCUCUACUCUGUUAUCUGCAGUGGCAGCUGGUUCUGUGGCAUCCUUAGAGCUGUUGGUCAAGGCAGGUGCCAAAGCUAAUGUUUUUGCUGGUGUUGUAACUCUGUUGCACAUUGCUACUGAUAUUGGAGAUUUUGAGUUAAUCAACUGUUUACUUAAAGCUGGAGCUGAUCCUAAUCAAAAAGACGAGGUAAAACAUCUCUUUAGCGAUGAAACCUUUUCUUUUGUUCCUCUUGAUCCUAUAUGA